This is a messenger RNA of Scaptodrosophila lebanonensis, 1030 nucleotides long. RefSeq lists its product as uncharacterized. The transcript has 2 exons. The coding region runs from base 31 to 1017 and encodes 328 amino acids. NCBI's taxonomy places the organism in Eukaryota, Metazoa, Arthropoda, Insecta, Diptera, Drosophilidae. The record is from RefSeq and is a predicted model, not a curated record.
UCGCGCAGUUUUGUUACACACGCUGGAUCCAUGAGUUUGGCAAGCAUUAAAGAAAGGGAGGCUAAGGGCAGAAAAAAUGCGUUGCCAAAAUUACGCACCGUCUUGGCUAAUCCCUACAAGCAGCAUUGUCCUGUCCUGCAGGAGGAUGAAUUGAAUGACUUUUGUGCCAUAUUAAAGGAGGCGAUUGGCAAAAGUGGUGGCAAACCAAACACAUUUGCAACCCAAGCAAAGAUUCGACUUGGAUUGGAGAGUUCCUUGCGUGCCAUAAACGGUCGCCGUUUUUCCUGCGUGUUUCUUUCACUAAGCAUGCGUCCAUCCCAUCUUAUACGCCUAAUAGCCAGCAGUGCGGCAGCAAAGGUGCAGACAGCCCCUAUUUAUGCACAGCCCAAGCUGGAGGAGUUGACAGAAGAGCUCUUUGGCGUGCGUGCGCUGGUGUUGGUUUUGCCGACUGAUUUGGAUAGCAUUAGUCUGGGUCUGGCCAAAUGGGUGGAAGAACGCAGGAAACCAGAGCUCGUACGAAAUGUGAUAAAAGCUAACAAGCCAAAUAAUCCAAAAAGAAAAAAGCCAACAGAACAAGCUACAGUUGAAGACCUUAUACCCGAAUUAAGAACUAAGCAGACGAUUGAAGUGCCUGAAAUUAAAAAGCCACCGGCAUGGAGUGGCGAUUAUAUAGACUGUUCGGAUAGCACAAAGAAAGUAAGGCUGGGCCUAACCGAUGCUGAAACGGCUCAGCAGAAACUACAAGAGGCCUUAGGCUGUUUGGCCAUGAAAGCGGAAGCUGAAAAAUUGAAUGAAACAAAAACAGUGAAAACAACGGCUUCGCCGCCCGCACUAAAAGAGCCAAUGCCUGCUAUGCCCAUGGAAGUCGAAGAUGCUGAUGAAGAGGAUGAAUUUCUGCCCAGUAAUGUGUAUCACCCGCUUACAGUGCACCAUAUCCAAUCCAAUCCAAAUAAAAACAAGAAACAUAAAAAGCGACGCAACAAAAAGCAACAGCAGCAAGGCAAAGCCACCAAAUAGUUGGCAACGCGUG